Molecule: messenger RNA, 1410 nt
Organism: Manacus vitellinus (golden-collared manakin)
Lineage: Eukaryota; Metazoa; Chordata; Aves; Passeriformes; Pipridae
Product: zinc finger protein 135-like
Exons: 2
Source: RefSeq, a predicted model, not a curated record
GAGGAAAAGGGCCGGAGAUCCCCCCACAGGAGGGGCUCCAAAGCCAGCCCAGGGUGCUCUGAGGAGGAAAGAGCCAGCCUGUGCCGGGAAGGCAGCCUGAGCUUGAGGGGGAGCUCUGACCUGGUGGUCCCUGAGCAGCCUCCCAGCAGAGAGAAGCCCUUCCAGUGCUUGGAAUGUGGGAAGAGCUUCAGGAAAAGCUCCAACCUGAUUAGACACCAGCACAUCCACACCGGGGAGCGGCCCUACAGGUGUGGGGAAUGUGGGAAGAGCUUCAGUGAUAACUCGGGUUUGAUCCAACACCAGCGCAUCCACACUGGGGAACGGCCCUACCCGUGUGGGGAAUGUGGGAAGAGCUUCCGCUGUAGCUCCCACCUCCUCACCCACCAGCAGAUCCACACGGGGGAACGACCCUACACGUGUAGGGAAUGUGGGAAGAGCUUCAGCUUCUGCUCCAACCUCCGCACCCACAAGCGCAUCCACACUGGGGAACGGCCUUAUUCUUGUAAGGAAUGUGGGAAGAGCUUCAGCCGAAACUCCCACCUCCUUUCCCACCAGCACAUCCACUCUGGGGAGCUGCCCUACACAUGUGCGGAAUGUGGAAAGAGCUUCAGGAAGAGCUUCCACCUCCUCACCCACCAGCACACGCACACUGGGGAACGGCCCUACAAGUGUGGGGAAUGUGGGAAGAGCUUCAGGCAGAGCUCCAACCUGAUCCAACACCAGCGCAUCCACAGUGGGGAACGGCCCUACAAGUGUGGGGAAUGUGGGAAGAGCUUCAGGCAGCAAUCCGGCCUGCUCACCCACCAGCGCAUCCACACUGGAGAACGGCCCUACAAGUGCUUGCAAUGUGGGAAGAGGUUUCCGACCAGCUCCAAUCUCCUCCUGCACGAGCGGACGCACACGGAUGAGAGGCCCUUCCGCUGCACCGACUGCGGGAAGGGCUUCAAGCAGAACUCCACCCUCGUCACCCACCGGCGCAUCCACACCGGGGAGAGGCCCUACAAGUGUGGGGAGUGUGGGAAGAGCUUCACCCACAGCUCUGCCUUGACCAGACACCAACGCAUCCACACUGGGGAACGUCCUUACACGUGUGGGGAAUGUGGAAAGAGCUUCAGACAGAGCUCCCAUCUGAUCCGACACCAGCGCAUCCACACUGGGGAACGGCCAUACACAUGUGGGGAAUGUGGGAAGAGGUUUCAGACCAGCUGGAAUCUCCUUGUGCACCAGCGGACGCACACGGAUGAGAGGCCCUUCCGCUGCACUGACUGCGGGAAGGGUUUCAGUCAGAACUCCACCCUCAUCACCCACCGGCGCAUCCACACAGGGGAGAGGCCCUACAAGUGUGGGGAGUGUGGGAAGAGCUUCACCCACAGCUCUAACUUUACCAGACACCAACGGACCCACCAGUAA